Messenger RNA from Eubalaena glacialis (North Atlantic right whale), 2508 nucleotides. RefSeq names its product transmembrane protein 68 (gene TMEM68). Gene Ontology annotation, molecular function: acyltransferase activity. Bases 222 to 1214 code for a protein of 330 amino acids. Gene Ontology annotation, cellular component: membrane. The record is from RefSeq and is a predicted model, not a curated record. The transcript is spliced from 8 exons. NCBI's taxonomy places the organism in Eukaryota, Metazoa, Chordata, Mammalia, Artiodactyla, Balaenidae.
GAGAACGGCCGUUCGAGUGCCUCCGCUUCCCCGGGUGAGCCACUGAGGAGCUCCCGCCGCUGCUGCAGGGUGAGGGCGAGCCGAGCCCCCUCUGCUUGCCGCCCGAGAAUACAGACAUUGAAGCUUGGGACAAGAUAUUUAUCUAAUUUCUGUGGCUAAAUUAAAGACCUGCCAUGACGUCGAAGAAAGAGACUGAAUUUGUCAUUUUCACCUAAAGAAAAAUGAUAGACAAAAACCAAACCUGUGGUACGGGACAGGAUCCCAUGCCCUACAUGACUUGUCUGAUCCACGUACUUGAAGAAUGGUUUGGUGUGGAGCAAUUGGAGGACUACUGGAAUUUUGCAAACUAUCUCUUGUGGGUUUUUACACCACUCAUACUUUUAAUACUUCCUUACUUUACUAUCUUCCUUCUCUACCUUACUAUUAUUUUCUUACACAUUUAUAAGAGGAAGAAUGUAUUAAAAGAAGCUUACUCUCAUAAUUUAUGGGACGGUGCCAGGAAGACGGUGGCAACGCUGUGGGAUGGACACGCGGCCGUCUGGCACGGUUAUGAAGUUCAUGGAAUGGAAAAAAUACCAGAAGAAGGACCAGCACUGAUCAUUUUUUAUCAUGGAGCUAUUCCCAUCGAUUUUUACUACUUCAUGGCUAAAAUUUUUAUCCAUAAAGGCAGAACUUGCCGAGUAGUAGCUGAUCACUUUGUUUUUAAAAUUCCAGGGUUUAGUUUAUUACUUGAUGUAUUUUGUGCUAUACAUGGACCAAGAGAAAAAUGUGUUGAAAUUCUGCGGAGUGGUCACUUGUUAGCUAUCUCACCAGGUGGCGUUCGAGAAGCCCUGAUUAGCGACGAGACCUACAACAUCGUGUGGGGUAAUCGUAAAGGCUUCGCUCAGGUUGCAAUUGAUGCAAAAGUGCCCAUUAUUCCUAUGUUUACACAAAAUAUUCGAGAAGGAUUUAGAUCCCUCGGCGGAACAAGGUUAUUUAGGUGGCUGUAUGAGAAGUUCCGCUAUCCGUUUGCGCCAAUGUACGGAGGUUUUCCAGUGAAGUUACGCACCUAUUUAGGUGACCCCAUUCCAUACGAUCCAAAGAUCACAGCAGAAGAACUAGCUGAAAAGACGAAGGAUGCUGUUCAAGCUUUGAUUGAUAAGCACCAAAGAAUACCCGGAAACGUUAUGAGUGCUUUGCUAGAACGUUUUCAUAACAAACAAAAGAUCAACUAGAAGACUCUUUAAUACAUUUAUAUUAAUAUGUUUGUGUCUGUAGGACUGUCUUCAAAAUUUCGUGGGUUCUAUAAUUAGUAGUUUUUAAAAAAUCAUGUUAAUAAGCAUCUUUCACUGAACUUGUUUAACAUUGUAUUGUCAAUUUUGUUUCUGCAAUCCAUUGUGUCAGAUUUAAACAAUAACUCAUUACAUGCCUAAUUAUUCAGAAAAUGAUCAUGGUUCUUUUUAUAAUUUCCUAAUAAUGUAUCAUAAACAUAGAUUCCUAAAGUUAAGUUUAUUAAUAACAGCAAUGGAGGUUAAACAAACAUUCCUAAAUAAUGCAUCUAGUUUCUGUAUCUCUUGCACUGAGCUAGUUUUGCAAGGUGGCAUAACCUAAGGUUUAGUACAGACACUUCAGUUAGGAAAAAAAAUGCUCUUUCCUCUGCCCCUCAUUCCUUUCAUGACCUUGGGCAAAUCACAUAAUGUUUUUAUGCCUCAACAAUUCAAUUUUUUAAAACAUGCUAAUAUUUUGGUGAGGAAUAUUGUUUUAAAUUCUUUAUAUUUGCUGAUCGAUAACUGCAGAACUGAAAUUAUAACUGAAUUAAUUAAACAAUACCAAGAUCUUUUAGAAGUUUAUAUAUAUAUUUUGUCCAUAGGAUGUUUAAAUUAUUCCUUCAGGUAUGAUGUCAAGUUGCCAAGGACAAUGAAAAAGAUGUGCUGUUUUUCAAAUUGAGUAAAAAGAAAUUAGGGAAAGUAAAAUUUCUAAUCAUUGUUAUUAUUCUUUCUAGUAUUAUAUUUUUAAUGAGACUCUGUAGACAAGCCGUACAGGGUGUGCUGUGCAUUGUCAGCCCUAUGAUAUGGCAUUUAAUAGUGUCAGGUUAGAAAUCACAGUUGUGCCCUGCAUCUCAUAUGUUAGAAGCUGAUCCUAGGCUGAUGAAAGCACAGAGAGAAAGCUCUGCUUUUGCUCAACAUCAUGGCUUAUUCAGCUUGACUUUGCAACCAGUCAGAUGGUUUAUUGUUUCAAUAAAAAUAUACUUGAAUAAUGAAUUUAUGUGAACAUAAGUCUUUCUGAAAAAUUAAUGGCUUUCGAUUUGUUGUCUCCUUGAAAUCUGAAUUUAAAAGUAUUUAAACACAAUAGUACCAGAAGUCAAAUGCAGUAUGUCCCUCUCCCUUGUUAAGAUAUUAAAUUACUUGGAUUUUUGUAUAAAUUUUUGUAUAACAAGUAUGUAUGUAUGAUACGUGUAAUGUAUAUAAAAUUAAGCAGCAUAAAAAUAAAGGAAAGCUGAACUGAAGUUCAUAUUCUUGUAGAUUACAU